Salmo salar (Atlantic salmon) is the source of this 1768-nucleotide messenger RNA. Its product is annotated as 3-hydroxyisobutyrate dehydrogenase, mitochondrial. Gene Ontology annotation, cellular component: mitochondrion. Gene Ontology annotation, molecular function: 3-hydroxyisobutyrate dehydrogenase activity; NAD binding; NADP binding. NCBI's taxonomy places the organism in Eukaryota, Metazoa, Chordata, Actinopteri, Salmoniformes, Salmonidae. Gene Ontology annotation, biological process: L-valine catabolic process. The record is from RefSeq and is a predicted model, not a curated record.
GGUAAACGGCUUUGCGAUUGGACAGAAAACGUGCCAUUACAACCCACCUAAUUAUGUCACGCUGAAUUCGUCGUCAGAAAGGAAAGAAGCAUGGCCGCUGUUUUAAGGGGGUCUCGGACCUUAUGGGGAAGGAGCAUCAAACAUGUUGACUUUACUUUGGUCUCCAGCAGGUCCAUGGCCUCUAAGACCCAGGUGGGUUUCAUCGGCCUGGGGAACAUGGGAAAACCCAUGGCCAAGAACUUACUGAAGCACGGAUACCCCGUCAUCGCCACUGACGUCUUCCCUGAGUCCUGCAAAGAACUGCAAGAGUUGGGUGCCCAGAUUGUGGAUAACCCUGCGGAGGUGGCAGACCAGACAGACCGCAUCGUCACCAUGCUGCCCUCCAGUCCCAACGUCAUCGAGGUUUACACUGGGCCCAACGGUAUCCUCAAGAAGGUUAAGAAAGGCUCGCUACUCAUUGACUCCAGCACCAUCGACCCAGCCGUUUCCAAGGAGAUGGCCGUGGCCGCGGAGAAGAUGGGGGCAGUUUUUAUGGACGCGCCUGUGUCAGGAGGUGUGGGGGCUGCCAGCUCAGGGAAGCUGACCUUCAUGGUGGGGGGAGUAGAGGAGGAGUUUACUGCGGCCCAGGAGCUGCUGACCUGUAUGGGAGCCAACGUGGUGUACUGUGGGGCCGUCGGCACUGGACAGGCAGCCAAAAUCUGCAACAAUAUGCUGCUGGCGAUUGGCAUGAUCGGGACCUCGGAGACCAUGAACCUUGGCAUCCGACUAGGUCUGGACCCUAAGCUACUGGCUAAGAUCCUGAACAUGAGUUCAGGCCGCUGCUGGUCCAGUGACACCUACAACCCUGUACCUGGUGUCAUGGAGGGAGUCCCCUCUGGAAACAACUACCAGGGAGGCUUCGGGACCCAACUCAUGGCCAAGGACCUGGGGCUAGCCCAGACUACAGCCACCAACACCAAGACCCCUGUCCCUCUGGGCUCCCUGGCCCACCAGAUAUACCGCAUGAUGUGUGCUCGGGGCUACGCCGGUAAAGACUUCUCCUCUGUCUUCCAGUUCCUGCGGGAGGAUGAGGACAAGGAGGGCCAAUAGGGGCGGGGGAACAGUACCUCCCCCCAUCCAUAGCUUCACCAGGGUCUAUUCCAUACAAGACUACUACCAUGUAGUUGGGGUGUCGGUUUGCCCCCCCCCUCUCCCCAGGACUUGUCAAGAUGUGCGUAUUGGGUCAAAGCCAAGAGAAUACAGCCAGCCGUGAUGUGACAGAUCAUCUCAGCACAGUACUAGACUACACUGUGUCUGUAAGAUGGGAGUCGUGUUGCCUCUGUGAUCCUGCCUUUUGUUAAAGUAGCUUUCUUUUAAUGUUUUAGAUGGCUAGGCUAGAAGACAGUGGAUGUUUUGAGGUGUGGGGAGGCUCUCCAAAGUCACUGUCACUCAGUAGGCUGACUAACCACUACAGCUAUCACCAUGACGAUAUCGGUGCUACCUUAGCACACGUCGUCAUGGAAAGCAGACCCAAGCGUUGUCAAGGAAAUGACCCGCGUUAUACUUGUUAACGACCACACUCACUCGUCAACAAUAGACCACUGAGACUUCAGAUGAUUCUUAGUUCUAGUCGCCACUCACCUCACUGCAACGUCACGUGUGUUGAUCCUGAUCAUUGAUUUGUUUUUCUCUUCCUGUGGUGGUUUUAUUUACUCUUGACAUGUGGAGGGAUAGAAUGUUCCGGUGUUAUUUGUAUGUGUUUUAUUGUUUAAUAAAAGGUGAGAGAUUA